AUGUCAAGUCCAAACCAAGCUAUGAAUGAUUUCUUGACUGAUUCUAAUAAUAACAACAAUAACAUUAAUAGAAGUAAUACGAAUAAAAAUGAUAGUCGGGAUGACGUUCCAAUAAAUAGUAAUAACGGUGCUACUCGUAACGAUGAUUAUGAUUACGAUUAUGAAAUGCAAGAUUAUAGAACACCUGCUCAAAUUAAUAGGUCAAACACAACAACAAGUAAUCGUCCCACAACUAAUUAUAUCAUCCCACAAUAUUCUAUGAACAUGGGUCAAGGUAUGAAUUCAUUCCCUAUACAAGAAGUCGUACCGAGUAGUCAAAUGGCAAUAUCAACAGGGAUUGAGACGCAUCAUCAUCAUCAUUUCACAGAUAAUAAUAACAAUAAUCCUGGAGAUAAUUCAAAUACAAGAAUUUUAAGACCAAGAGGACAAACCACUGUAUCAACAAAUAUCCACAACGUAAAUGAAUUCUAUAACAAUAAUAACAACAAUCCGGACAACACUAGUGCCAUUCAUUCUACUUCACAAUCACAAUCACAACAACAACGUCAAGAAAGAAAUUCAAAUACAGGUCAUACAUCUCCUACUCAAUUACAACAACAACAAUAUAACGAUCCUUUCCCCCUAUACCACGAUAUGAAUAAUAACAACGAAGAUGAAGAACCAAAUGUUCCUAUGAUGGUCAAACCAAAAACAUUAUAUCAAAAUCCACAAACUCCAACAGUCUUACCAUCCACAUAUCAUCCAAUCAAUAAAUGGUCCGCUAUGAAACAAUCAUAUUUGAAAGAAUUCCUUGCAGAAUUCUUAGGGACCAUGGUAAUGAUACUUUUCGGAACAGCAGUUUGUGUUCAAGUCAACGUAUCAGGUAAAUUACAACAAAACAAUUUCAACGAUGCACUAUAUAAAUUAUCUUCUAACAAUACAAUAAACGCUAACACCGUGGAAACAUUCCAAACUUUACAAAAUUUAGUAUCAAGUGUCUCUGGUGGUACUUUCGAUGAUAUACCCCUAGGUUGGGGUGCUGCUGUCGUCAUGGGAUAUUUUUCAGCAGGCGGGAGUGCCAUCUCCGGUGCUCAUUUGAACCCCUCAAUUACCUUGGCUAAUUUAAUGUAUAGAGGAUUCCCCAUUAAAAAAUUACCAUACUAUAUUGGUGGACAAAUGCUUGGUGGCUUUGCAGGAGCUUUAAUUCUUUUCAUUUAUUAUAAGAAAGUCUUAAUGUACGCAUAUGAUGAUUGGUGGAUGAAUGAAAGUGUCAUUAAUAUGUUCGUGACUGUUCCGAAACCGUUCCUAUCGACGGCAAGACAAUUUACAAGUGAAUUUAUUACUACUGCGGCGUUGCAAGCUGGUAUUUUCGCAUUGACUGAUCCUUAUACUUGUUUAUCUUCAGAUGUGUUCCCGUUAAUGUUGUUUAUUUUGAUUUUCAUUUUAAAUGCAUCAAUGGGAGUACAAACUGGUUGUGCUAUUAAUAUGGCAAGAGAUUUGGGACCAAGAUUAGCGUUAUAUGCGUGUGGAUUUGAUAGGAAACUUUUAUGGGAAAGUCAUCAUCAUUAUUUUUGGAUCCCAAUGGUCGCUCCCUUUGUCGGGGCCCUAUGUGGUGGAUUAAUUUAUGAUGUUUGUAUUUAUCAAGGUCAUGAAUCUCCUGUUAAUUGGCCAUUGGCAUUAUAUAAGGAAUAUUUCUUAAAUAUUUGGUUUAGAAGACCUGGUUGGAAAAAGAGAAAUAGAGCAAGAGCAACUUCUGAUUUAUCUGAUUUCUCAUAUAAUAACGAUGACGACGAAGAUGAAGAAGAAGGUAAUACAACAAAUGAUUAUGAAAGUAAUGGAUUAAAUGAUUCUGAUUCUAUAAUGAAAAAUGCUGAAUUUACUGAAGAGACUAAACGUCCAAAAAAUGAUGUUAGUGGUAAAAGUAUACUGAAGGGGUCUAAAAUGAAGAAGACUAAAUCAAAAAUUUCGACAAAAGAAUCCAAUUCUAUUUCAACUGAUACUAACAAUCAUGUUCAAUUUAGAUCAGUACAAAGAAAUGGUUCUAGAGGAUAUGGUGGUAUUCCUACCAUUUUGGAAGAGGAAGAUUCAAUUGAAACAGCAUCAUUGGGAAGUUCUGAAAACCAAUCGCUAAAUUUUUCUGAGGGUUCAUCUGGACCAUUUAUAGACCAUAACCUUUCAAAUAAUAGCUAA
Naumovozyma dairenensis CBS 421 is the source of this 2169-nucleotide messenger RNA. Its product is annotated as MIP/aquaporin family protein. NCBI's taxonomy places the organism in Eukaryota, Fungi, Ascomycota, Saccharomycetes, Saccharomycetales, Saccharomycetaceae. Gene Ontology annotation, biological process: water transport; glycerol transmembrane transport. Gene Ontology annotation, cellular component: plasma membrane. Gene Ontology annotation, molecular function: glycerol channel activity; water channel activity. The record is from RefSeq and is a predicted model, not a curated record. The transcript has a single exon. Bases 1 to 2169 code for a protein of 722 amino acids.